This is a messenger RNA of Drosophila teissieri, 951 nucleotides long. RefSeq lists its product as uncharacterized. Lineage: Eukaryota; Metazoa; Arthropoda; Insecta; Diptera; Drosophilidae. The transcript has 2 exons. The coding region runs from base 121 to 951 and encodes 276 amino acids. The record is from RefSeq and is a predicted model, not a curated record.
CGGCUAACAACGCCCAAUUGGCAGCGGAAAGGAAAGCGGAAACCGGAAGCCAGAAGCAAGAAGAAGACCGCGCUGGGUGGGGUAGAGUCAAAAUGCCUGCUUGUAUACAACUCAGUCAGGAUGUUCUUGCACCAUCGCCUUCAUGGUCCCAUGUUCGCUAGGAUCCUCUUGCUGCGCCGCAGCCUCAUGAACCAGUCCCUCGAAAGGAUUGUCUGGAGGCCGCCUGUCCAGACUUUCGGAACAUGCCGCAAAUCCAGCCUUUUGAAACAGGAGCAGGAUCAGCAGCCGAAUUGUUUUGGAGAGGAUUACCGCAUCUACCAGCAGAACGUCGACUUGGAUGCCUUCUUCGGCGAGGAGCCGAAGUACGAGAAGGUGUCGGAUGUCUGUCUGCUGAAUGACCACUUCAUCCUGGUUAAAAUGCCGCCACCAGAUCCUUCUCCGCCUCCUUCAAGGUCCAAGAUUCCACGUUGCUUCAAAUGUAACCGUGGCAGUCGCGUAUCUCCCAUUCCGGAGGAAUCGGAUGAGAAGUCUUCUCCGCCACAAUCCAGCUGCCUGCAGCCCUGGUCGACACGAAAUCAGGACAAGAUGGAGGUCUUUGAUUCCAGUACCGGAUUAACUACUAUUAAUACGCCAAGCCGGAGUUCUCAGGCAGCUUCCGUGAUAGUGGAGCAACCGCAUCCCACGCUGCAGCUGGAGACGAUCCAAUCAUUGGCUUCCUGCGGACAGCUGCAGGUGCCUUCCGCCAGUCGAGGACCACUCCACUGGUUCCUCUGGCCCUUCCGCCGGCGCUUGGACACCAGGAGCAAGUCCAAGUCCCAGCCGGUCGCCGUUCAUAAAACCUACUUCGUACGAUGGAGCAAACCGCCGGAUACAUUGUGGCAUGGAUUCGGCGUGGACACGCUGGAGGAGAAGAAGCCAGAACUUCGUCGUUGCCGGUCGGCGGUUUUCUGA